Molecule: messenger RNA, 1211 nt
Organism: Pistacia vera
Lineage: Eukaryota; Viridiplantae; Streptophyta; Magnoliopsida; Sapindales; Anacardiaceae
Product: indole-3-acetic acid-amido synthetase GH3.17-like
Exons: 2
Coding region: 1-1209 (402 amino acids)
Cellular component (GO): cytoplasm
Molecular function (GO): acid-amino acid ligase activity
Source: RefSeq, a predicted model, not a curated record
AUGAGACAUAAAUUUAAGUACUAUUUAGAANUCGCUUCUGCUUUUCUGCGCGCGAUAAAGUUCUUGGAAGAUUACUGGAAGGAGUUAUGCAGCAACAUAAGGACUGGCCAUGUCAGUGACUGGAUCACUGAUCCUGGCUGCAGAGGUUCUGUGUCAUUAGUUCUUGGCGGCACGAAUUCAGAAUUGGCAGAUUUGAUAGAGGAGCAAUGCAGUGGAAAGUCAUGGGAGGGGAUAAUAAAAAACCUGUGGCCUAAAACUAAGUUCAUUGAGGUUAUUGUUACAGGUUCCAUGGCUCAAUACAUCCCAACACUUGACUUUUAUAGUGGUGGACUCCCUUUAGUUUCAACGAUGUAUGCCUCUUCUGAAUGUUACUUUGGGAUCAAUUUUAAGCCUCUCAGCAAGCCUUCUGAUGUUUCCUACACUCUCCUUCCAAACAUGGCCUACUUCGAGUUCUUGCUGGUCGAGAAAAACAAUGGAGAAUUGACUCAAAAAGUCCACUGCAAUGGUGUUUCUGAUAAGAAUUGCAUACAAGCCAGUGAUGAAAAGGAGGAAUUUCAAACUUUAGAUCUCAUGGAGGUCAAGCUUGGUCAGUACUAUGAACUUGUCGUCACAACUUUUACUGGCCUAUACAGAUACAGAGUUGGGGACAUUCUUAUGGUAACCGGCUUCCACAACAAGGCGCCGCAGUUUCGCUUUGUGCAGCGAAGAAACGUCGUGUUGAGCAUCGACACAGACAAAACGAACGAGGAAGAUUUAUUGAAAGCAGUGACGCAAGCUAAGUGCCUCAUCGAGCCUCUCGGAUUCCUGCUGACAGAAUACACAGGGUAUGCUGAUACAUCUUCGAUUCCGGGACAUUAUGUACUGUUUUGGGAGCUGAAAAUGAAGGGAAGCAACGAUCUGCCGGAGCUUGAUGCUGAAAAAAUGGAGCAAUGUUGCUCAAAAGUGGAGGAAAAUCUGGAUUCUGUGUAUAGGAGGUGCAGGAAAAAGGAUAAGUCAAUUGGGGCACUGGAAAUAAGAGUGGUGAAGCAUGGAACAUUUGAUGCAUUAAUGGAUUUUUGUGUGUCAGAGGGGUCUUCUGUGAACCAAUACAAAACACCAAGGUGCAUCAAAUCUGAAGAAGCCAGAAAGUUAUUGGAUUCCAAGGUGGUAGGGAAGUUUUUCAGCAGAAAAACUCCAUUCUGGGAGCCAUUUAGAAUGGAAAUUAACUAAUA